Molecule: messenger RNA, 3005 nt
Organism: Rosa chinensis
Lineage: Eukaryota; Viridiplantae; Streptophyta; Magnoliopsida; Rosales; Rosaceae
Product: protein FAR1-RELATED SEQUENCE 5
Exons: 2
Coding region: 439-2760 (773 amino acids)
Biological process (GO): regulation of DNA-templated transcription
Molecular function (GO): zinc ion binding
Source: RefSeq, a predicted model, not a curated record
UAGCAUCAGAUCACGGCCUCCUCCUUAAGAAGAACAAAGUUCCAUCUUCCUCUCUCACACCCAAAAGUGUUUUCCCCAAACCUGAAAACCCUCCAACUCAAAACCCCCAAAUUCCCUCCUUUCUCUCUUUAAAUCUCUCCAACUCCCAUCAUCUCAACCAAACCUGCUACCUCAUCACCUCCAUUUCUCACGCAUUGCCACCACAAAUGCAAAAACCUAAACCACGAACUUCAAAUUCAGCUGCGUCGUUUUAGUCCUCUGAAGCUCGUCUGAUUUCGCUUCCUUGUUCCUCAUCUCAGCUCUCUCUACGGUCAGUUAUCUUCAUCUGGGUUCAAAUUUCUUAGUGUAGUUCCAGCAUAAGUUUGAAUUAUCGAAAUUGAUGGAAAUUUAGAGACUGUAAUCAUGACUAUCAUCAUCUUCAUGUAAAUUCUACUCGGUAUGGACUAUAAGCCUCUGGCCAGUGGGAGCGAUGUGGUUGAAUUUGACCUUGGUGGUUCUGUGGAAGAUGACACCAUUGCUCUGGACUUAGAACACCCAGAUGAUGGCUAUGAUCUUUUUGAAGAAGACGAUUUAGUCCAACUUGCCUCUAGUUCCACUAGGUUUGGUGAUGAUUUGGGUAAUGGGGACCCCAAUCUUGAACCUUAUGAGGGGAUGGAAUUCGAUUCCGAACAGGCCUCCCGCAUUUUCUACAAUUCUUAUGCAAGGAGAGUUGGUUUUAGUACCCGGGUAAGUGUGUACCAGCGUUCACGCCGCGAUGGCUCCAUCAUAUGCCGGCAGAUUGUGUGUUCCCGGGAAGGGUUUCGGCGUGAUGGAGGUGAAAAUAGGUCUAAAAGGCAGCGGACAAUCACUAGAGUUGGCUGCAAGGCACAGAUGACUGUGAAGAAACAGAGUUCAGGAAGAUGGGCAGUUUCGAAAUUAGUGAAGGAACAUAACCAUGAGCUUGUACCGCCGGAUAAGGUGCAUUGUCUCCGUUCGCAUAGGCAUGUCUCUGGUCCUGCUCGGAGUCUGAUUGAUACCCUUCAAGCGGCCGGGAUGGGUCCCAGUGGGGUGAUGUCUGUGCUCAUCAAGGAAUCAGGGGGAAUUAAUAAUGUUGGCUUCACAAAAGUUGAUUGCCAGAAUUACAUGAGCAGUAGCAGGCAGAGAACUCUUGGGAGUGGGGGUCAGCUUGUUUUUGACUAUUUGAAGCGAAUGCAGGAUGAGGAUCCUGGCUUCUUUUGUGCCGUCCAGGGUGAUUUUGAGAACUCAACAGGUAACAUAUUCUGGGCUGAUUCAAAUUCAAGAAUGAACUAUAGUUACUUUGGAGACACUGUUACAUUUGACACAACAUAUAGAACAAAUCGAUACCGGGUUCCAUUUGCUCCAUUUACUGGGUGGAAUCAUCAUGGACAGCCGGUGUUAUUUGGAUGUGCAUUACUCCUUAAUGAGUCAGAGUCCUCGUUUGUUUGGCUAUUCCAGACUUGGUUAGCUGCUAUGUCUGGCUGCCAACCUGUCUCAAUCACAACAGACCAGGAUAGAAUCAUCAGGGCUGCUGUUGUGCAAGUAUUUCCUGGAACCCGCCACCGCUUUUGCAAAUGGAAUGUGUUCAGGGAAGCUCAGGAGAGGUUGUCCCACAUUUAUCAGUCACACCCGACCUUUGAAGCCGAGUUCCUGAGGUGCAUUAAUGUGACAGAGACGAUUGAUGAAUUUGAGAUAUGUUGGGAGUCCCUUCUUAAAAUGUAUGAUCUUGAUAGUAAUGAAUGGCUUCAGUCAAUGUACCAUGCUCGCCAGCAAUGGGUGCCAGUUUUCCUUCGUGAUACAUUUUUUGGGGAGAUGUUUGUAACCCAAGGAAGUGAUAAUAUAAACUCAUACUUUGAUGGCUAUAUAAAUGCAUCCACGAAUAUUCAGGUGCUGAUAAAGCAGUAUGAAAAAGCAAUUGCCACUCGCCAUGAAAAGGAAGUAAAGGCUGAUUAUGAUACAUUGAACAUCUCUCCAAUUCUAAGGACUCCAUCUCCUAUGGAAAAGCAAGCUGCAAAACUUUAUACGAGGAUAAUAUUCAUGAAGUUCCAAGAAGAAUUGGUCGAAACACUUGCUUAUCCGGCAACUGUGGUCGAUGAUACAGGAUCAGAAACCAUGUUUCGGGUUGCAAAAUUUGGGGAAGACCACAAAGGGCACUUUGUUAAGUUCAAUGUUUUUGAGAAGAAAGCUAGUUGUAGCUGCCAAAUGUUUGAGAUUUCAGGUAUUAUUUGCAGGCACAUAUUAGCAGUUUUCAGAGUAACCAAUGUUCUUACACUUCCGUCCCACUAUAUAUUGAAACGUUGGACCAGAAAUGCCAAAAGUGGAGUUCUGUUGGAUGAGCAUGCUCUUGGAUUGCCAAAUGAUUCGCACGAUUCCUCUGCUGCUCGGUAUGACAAUCUACGAAGGGAAGCUAUCAAAUAUGUAGAAGAAGGGGCAGAAUCUGAGUGUGUUUAUAAUGUGGCAAUGGACGCUCUUCGUGAGGCUGCUAACAAGGUUGCUGCUGCGAAGAAGCAUGGUCCUGGAGUUGUACAACAUACUCCAAAGAAUUGCAGCCAGCAGCUUGUGUCUUGUACCGUGGAUCAGGACAAGAAAAUUGAGGAAUUGGCAGCUGAGUUGGAAAUUGCUAUUCAGCGUUGUGAAGCAUAUCAAGCAAAACUGCUUACUAUUUUGAAGGACAUGGAAGAGCAGAAGUUAAAGUUAUCAGUGAAUGUUCGGAAUGUAAGGCUAAAUCUCAAAAUGUCGAACCAUUCCACUCCUUUCAUGUAAAGUACCAAGACCAGUUCAAGAGGGCAUUUGACUGGCUGGGUUAGCUUUCAUCGUCAUGUGGGGUAGUUACUGGUUAAUGACAAGUAGAAUAUAUUAAGGAAGAGGGUUUUUUUUUUUCCUUGCAGUAUGCCUGUUGUAAUGUAAAUUAUGCAGAGCUGUAAUUCUAUGUAACAGUAGAAUAGAGGAUGGAGAUAAUAAUUAACCUUUUCUCAAUCACUUUGUAUAUAAAGGUUCUGUUAUGAGUA